AGGAUUGAGAGGUCCACGCUGUUUCCAGCCAUGAAACAGUAUGCGGGUUUAGGCUCGCCUCAAUUUACAGAAAAGGAUUAUCCUUCCUUUGAAGGCAAAGUAGUGAUUGUAACUGGAGCUAGCGCUGGAGUUGGUUAUGAAGUUGUGAAAUUGUUAUCAAGAUCCACUAAAGCUAAAAUAUAUGCCUUCGGAAGAAAUCCGGAAAAAACUUUAGCUGCAAUGAAACGAUUAGAAAUUGAAGUGGCUAGUGAGUUUAAUAAAACCAAUUUAGAUAUUCAUUACAUUGAAAUUGAUUUCAGUGAUUUGACUACCAUCAAACCAGCUGUUGAAAAAUUUCUUGAAAAAGAGACUAGGUUAGAUUUAAUUAUUCACAAUGCGGCUGUAAUGUCACCACCAUUAGGAACUGUCACCAAACAAGGUUAUGAAUUACAAUUAGGAACCAAUAAUAUUGGUCCACAGUUAUUACAAAAACUUUUAGAUCCAUUAUUCAUUGAAACUUCAAACAAGAAUAAUCAUGGUGAGUCUAGAAUUGUUUGGGUUUCAUCUAACGCAAGCUUCAGUGCUCCACUUGGUGGUAUACAUCUUCCUGAUCCUAACUUUAGAACAACAGAAGCUUUGCCGUGGAUCCUCUAUAGUCAAACUAAGGCUAUCAACAUUUUACAGUCUAAGUAUUGGUUAAAGGCUAAUCCAGAAGCAACAAAUGUUACAAGUGUAUCAUUAAGUCCAGGUAUAUUGAAAACAGAAUUGCAACGAAAUAUCACUGGUUUACAAUCCAUCAUUCUAUAUUUUAUACUGCAUUUGCCUAUCUAUGGUGCAUACACAGAAUUAUUUGCAGCAUUCUCUCCAGUGGUCAAAUCUGGUGAUUAUAUAGAAAGUUUUGGCAAAAUAGGUUCUUCAAGAUACGAUCUUGAUGAUCUAGAAUAUGCUAAGAACGCAUAUGAAUAUUUGGAAGAGCAAAUUAAAGAUUAUCUUUAA
Molecule: messenger RNA, 975 nt
Organism: Scheffersomyces amazonensis
Lineage: Eukaryota; Fungi; Ascomycota; Pichiomycetes; Serinales; Debaryomycetaceae
Exons: 2
Source: RefSeq, a predicted model, not a curated record